AUGGCUUCGAACAGCCAUGAGCGCGGCACCCACGAUACCUCACCUCCGACGGAUCACUCCAUCCCACUCCAAGACCUGUCGGGGCCACAGGAACGAGGAACGGAAGGGAAUGCGGGGAGCAGGUUUCUCCCAACGCGUUCUUUGACGAGAAGCUCGCGACUGACGCGAGAAUAUGAAAGGAUAGCGGAGGAUUCCCCCGUCGACAAUGCGCCUGCGGCUGCAGCACACUCCCUCCCGCACGGCGUUGAGGAGGCCUAUGUUGACGAUCUAAGCGCCUUUGCGACAGCCUCCGUCGGACUCAGUCUAGGUGAUCCGCAAAGCAUAGAUCCGCCAAACCGACACAGACACAGCAAUGCCUCAUCCGACCUGGGUACUAGACCUUUCGACUUUGAAGACCACUACUUGACCCCUCCCGUCGCGUUCCCCGACACUGCGCCAUUGACGGAUACCGAAAAUGUCCAACGCAUCACCGGCGCCCCCGGCGGAAGUUCGAGCAGCUCUCUCAUCGACCAGCACGAACCACAUACAGAUCAGGAUCCGUCGGGUUCGCGAUUGGGCGAUGACCUGGAGACGGGAUUCAGCGGCAGGCCGCGCGGAAGUAGCAGUGCUGGCGGGAGGCCGCGCGGACUGUCUGCUUCGUCGUCCGGAUCGGCCUUACAACGCGCGGGUUCCAUGAUGAAAUCCAUGUCCCAGCGUGUCGUCAACUUGAGUAAUGAACCGGAGGUGGUAGAGCGAUCGAUCUUGCGAGAAGAGUCCCAGAAGAAUGCUCGACUGGAAGAACCCCCAGCAUUGCCGGUCCUCUCGGGUUACGCUCAUGAUGCGCCGUCAACUGAGGCACUGAACCAACCAGCGCCAGAGAAGCCGUAUUCGCGGACAGCCUGGAGAUACCACAAUAACCCAUUGCGCGGAAAGUCUCUCGGACUGCUGGGCCCGGACAACCGUCUGCGACAGUGGCUCUGCGACAUCUUGGUUCAUCCAUUCACCGAACCCUUUAUUUUGGUUGUUAUCUUUGUCCAACUGAUCUUGUUGACCGUCGAGUCUGCCAAGGCUGUGUGGAAAUACCCCCGGGAUUGGGGUAAGAACCCCAUGGAUUACCCUUAUUUUGCCAUUUUUAUCAUCUACACCUUGGAAUUGAUUGCCAAGAUUCUGGUCUCUGGAUUUAUCAUCAAUCCCUCCGAAUACAGUACCAUAGAUCGAUCUUUGGGAUUUCGAAAGGCAGUGGUGGAGAAGGGCAAGAAUCUCAUCGCUCCCCAGCGUCAGUUAUCCACGAGGAAGGCUUCGGUGCUCCCCGACCAACAUCAAGCGUCCAUCAUACGCACCUUCACCGGUGGUUUAAAUCAGCUGGAUCCCGGUUUUGUCGACGAUCCUCUCCAGAAAAGCCGCGUGAGACUUGCACACCGUGCUUUUCUUCGCCAUUCAUUCAACCGGCUCGAUUUCGUGGCGGUCGUGGCCUACUGGAUUUCGUUCCUCCUCGGUAUUGUCGGGGUGGAAACUCGCGAGCAGAUCUAUGUUUUCCGCAUGUUGAGCUGUCUGCGUAUCCUCCGUCUUUUGAACCUGACCAACGGGACAUCGAUUAUUCUUCGAAGUCUGAAAAGAGCCGCCCCGUUAUUGGUUCAUGUGGGCUUUCUCAUCGGCUUCUUCUGGCUUUUAUUUGCCAUUAUUGGCAUUCAAAGCUUCAAGUCCAGCUUCCGGAGAACGUGUACAUGGAUUGGUGUUGAUGGGCAGGAAAAUUUUGCCCUGAACGACCCAGAUGGUACUCUCCAAUUCUGCGGUGGCUUCAUCAACGAAACGGGCCAUACGGUAUCCUGGGUUGACCGAUUUGGUGUCCCUAGCGAUGCCAGUCCCAAGGGAUAUAUCUGUCCCCAGGGGUCUAAGUGUAUCGAAGGACCCACUAAUCCAUACAAUGGGACCAUGAGCUUUGAUAAUAUUCUCAACUCCCUUGAGCUCGUGUUCGUCAUCAUGAGCUCGAACACCUUCACCGACCUUCUGUACUACACAACCGACAGCGACUACCUCGCGGCGGCGCUCUUCUUUGCCGCAGGACUUGUCAUUUUGAGUCUUUGGUUGGUCAACCUGUUGGUCGCUGUCAUCACACACUCCUUCCAGGUCAUCCGAGAAGGGAGCAAACGGAGUGCCUUUGCGCGUGAGAAACUUGAUGGGUUGAACAAGGAAGAUCAUGAAACCCGCAAAAUAAGCAGGCUCAAACGCCUUUACGACAAAACGGAGUGGUUCUGGGUCUGUGUCAUUAUUUUUGAUCUUGUUGUUCAGGCAUUGAGAAGCGCAACGAUGUCUGACGACCGGGCUGAGUUCAUCGACACCACCGAAACCGUUGUCACCUUGGUUCUCCUUGGUGAGAUCAUCUUGCGAUUCGCAUCUGACUGGCGAAGAUUCCAUCAUAAGCGUCGCAACUGGGUCGACCUGGGGCUUGUGGUCAUCACCUGCAUAAUCCAAAUCCCUGCUAUCAAGCACUCCGGCCGCCCUUACUCGGUUCUCACGCUCUUCCAGAUCCUCCGAGUCUAUCGGGUGGUGUUGGCCUUCUCUGUUACACGGAACCUGAUUAUGGUCGUUUUCCGGAACGCCAAAGGUCUUCUGAACCUGAUUAUCUUUGUGUUCUUGAUGACCUUCCUCGCAGCCAUCUUUGCCACGCAACUUUUUCGCAGUCAGAUACCCGAAGAUGACAAUGAGUGGAACUUUUCGGAUAUCUACAAUUCGUUUCUUGCGAUGUAUGUGAUAUUGUCUAGCGAGAACUGGACGGACAUCCUCUACAUGACCACGUUAUAUACGUCGCACUAUAAGACCGCGUGGAUAUCUGCCACCUUCGUCAUCCUGUGGUUUAUCGUGGCCAAUUUCAUCAUCCUUAACAUGUUCAUUGCAGUUAUCCAGGAGAGCUUUGAUGUUUCUGAAGACGAGAAACGGCUUCACCAGGUGCGAGCCUUCCUCGAGCAGAAACAGGUCGGCGCUGUUUCGCAAGGCAAUUUGGCCCUAUCGAAAAUUCUCAUGCUGGGCCGAGAUUCGGAGCGCUAUAAGGACCCACUGGACUAUGGUCCAGCAGCGCUUGACAUGCUUCUCAAGGAUGCCGUCGUCCGCGAAUUCUUGGACGAGGAAGAGCCAGAGAAUCCCCGAACAGAAGACAAUGCGCCCUUAGUGACCACAGCAACGGAAGAGAGCGCCCGUCCGGGCUUCUUCUCACGGACCUGGAAUAGAUUCUCGACUUCGGUCAUGCGUCGCGAACCCAACCCGUUCUAUUCCAGACUGAAAAUCUCUCGGGCGAAUGAUGAACUGGAUCCGAGGGCUAUGGCGCGAGAAGUCGUGUCGGCUGCAGAGCAAAGGAAACGCGCACAGCGAGAGUAUCUCAUGAGACAUCCGAACUACAACAAGUCUCUGUUUAUCUUCUCCCCGGACAACCCCGUUCGACGACUGUGCCAGCGGAUCGUCGGACCUGGACGUGGCCAUCAACGAGUGGAGGGUGUGGUGCCAUAUAAGCCCGUCUGGUACACGUUAUCUGCCUUCAUAUAUGCUGCUAUUGUCGCCAUGGUGUUGCUUGCAUGCAUAACAACCCCAAUUUAUCAGCGCGAGCGACUGGAAACGGAUAAUUGGUUUAUGUGGACCGAUUUGGGAUUCGCCAUCUUGUUCAGUAUUGAGGCCCUCAUCAAAGUCAUCGCGGAUGGGUUUUUCUGGACGCCCAACGCAUACUUCCGCAGCUCUUGGGGCUUUAUCGACGGCGUCGUGCUGGUGACUCUUUGGAUCAGUGUCAUCAGUUCGCUGAAGAAAGAAUGGAGCGUUUCCAGAGCUAUUGGUGCAUUCAAGGCCCUGAGGGCCUUGCGGCUGUUGAACGUCAGCGAUAGUGCAAAGGACACUUUCCACUCGGUCAUUAUCAUUGGAGGAUGGAAAGUCAUUGCUGCUGCCGCAGUCUCGAUGAGUUUUCUCAUCCCAUUCGCCAUCUACGGCGUCAACCUCUUCAAUGGACAGAUGAUCAAAUGCAAUGAUGGUUCAUUGACGGGUAACUUGACAGCCUGCGUCAACGAGUAUUCCAGCAGCCCUUUCAACUGGGACGUUCUUGCGCCGCGAGCUGCUGAUAACCCAUACUACGAUUUCGACAAUUUUGGGGACUCCUUGUUCAUUCUCUUCCAAAUUGUCUCCCAGGAGGGAUGGACGGAUGUGCAAGCGAGCGCAAUGAGCAUUACCGGCAAGGGCCUACAACCGGAAAGUUACUCGGCCCCCGAGAAUGGCCUUUUCUUCGUCGUGUUCAACUUGUUGGGCGCCGUUUUUGUCUUGACGCUGUUUGUUUCUGUGUUUAUGCGCAACUACACGGAGCAAACUGGCGUGGCCUUUCUGACUGCGGAACAGCGGUCUUGGCUCGAACUGCGCAAGCUUCUUCGGCAGAUUUCACCUUCCAAACGGUCCUUGGACAAGACAACACGCAAGUGGAAGCUGCGUUGUUAUCGAAUCGCGGUCAAGAAGCAUGGCCGAUGGGCAAGAUGUGUCUCUACCAUACUUGUGUUUCACCUGCUGAUGCUAGUCCUGGAAUUCUACCCGGAGCCCAAGACAUGGGAAUACGUGAGAGAUACGCUCUUCUUCAUUUUCAACUUCUUCUACAUUGCCAAUGUCGUUAUUCGGAUGGUUGGAUUGGGAUGGCAUCGGUUUAGUAGAAGCUCUUGGGAUUUGUAUUCGCUCGUGGUUGUCCCCGGAGCCUUCAUAACGACCAUCCUCAAUGCCGUUGGAAAAGAUCUCGACGCCAUCAUGGAGUUGAAUAAGCUUUUCCUUGUCGCGAUCACGUUACUGCUCAUUCCGCGGAACAACCAGCUGGACCAGCUGUUCAAGACGGCCGCGGCUAGUUUGACAGCGAUCGGGAACCUCCUGGCGACGUGGUUCGUCCUGUUUCUCGUCUACGCUAUCGCGAUGAACCAGGCAUUCGGCCUCACGAAAUUCGGGGGAAUGGAGAACAACAACAUCAACUUUCGGGAUGUUCCCAGAUCGCUCAUCUUGCUCUUCCGGAUGAGCUGUGGUGAGGGGUGGAACGAGAUCAUGGAAGACUUUGCGACGAUGGAGCCACCGGUGUGUAUCAGCUCGGGCCUGUACGAGGACUGCGGUAGCGCGGCGUGGGCUCGACCACUCUUCAUCUCCUGGAACAUUAUCAGCAUGUAUAUCUUCGUUUCCUUGUUCGUGUCGUUGAUUUUCGAGAGCUUUUCCUAUGUCUACCAGCGAAGCAGUGGGCUAUAUGUGAUCAGCCGCGAGGAGAUUCGUCGGUUCAAACAGGCAUGGGCGACCUACGAUCCUGACGGGACCGGCUUCAUCUCGAAGGAGCAAUUUCCACGGCUGCUUGGGGAAUUGUCGGGCGUGUUUUCUGUGCGCAUCUACGACGACGAGUUCUCGAUCGGACGCAUAUUGGAGCAGUGUCGGGUAGACAAGCGGGACUCGUUGCUUGCCCACCGACGAGUGGUGGAAGGAGUUGAUCUUGACAAGCUGAGCAAGAUUCUGCGGACUCUCCCGGUGGAGGAUAUCCGCGCGCGGCGGCAGAAGCUCAAUGCUUUCUACGAGGAAGUCCUAGUAACGGCGGACCCGGUGCGCGGCAUCUCCUUCCACUCGUGCCUCAUGCUCCUGGCACACUACAACGUCAUCAGCGACAGCAAGAGUCUGAAACUGGAAGAGUUCCUACGACGACGGGCGCGACUCCAGCGCGUGGAGGAAGCCGUCCGACGCAACACGGUCCGCGGCUUCUUUGACACGCUGUACUGGUCUCGCGAGUUCCGCCGGCGGAUCGACCAGAAGCGAUCGGCGCGGAUGGAUUUCGUGCCGCAGUUCUCGGUGCCGGAGAUCUACGUCGACGACGGGUCGCAGGACGACACGCCGGAGGAGGAGCGACGGCGCAUGGCGCAAGACGCACUGGUGGGCGCGGACGAAGGCGAGUCGUCGCGGUCGGGGCUGUCGCCGCGGUCUCCUCCUGGAUCCCCGCGCGGCCAUCUGCCGCGAAUCGACACCAGUCUCGGCGGACGCAUCUCGGGGGCCAGUUCGCCUACGGAAUGGUCGAGUAUCAGCCUGCAGCUGUCGCCGGGACGGGCGCGCGCGCAGACGACGUCGUCGUAUGACGGCGGACCGGACGUGCAUGACGAGAUGUCCGAGGCGUCGGACCAUUCACGACAGAACAGCGCGAUGAGCGUGCAGGAGGUGAUGCAGUCGUUGGACGAGUCCGCCUGGGGCGAGAGUCUCCGACGGAGCUUCACGCAGCGGCGGCGAUCGGAUGCGUAA
Aspergillus terreus NIH2624 is the source of this 6246-nucleotide messenger RNA. RefSeq names its product calcium channel protein CCH1 (gene cch1). Gene Ontology annotation, molecular function: high voltage-gated calcium channel activity; calcium ion binding. Lineage: Eukaryota; Fungi; Ascomycota; Eurotiomycetes; Eurotiales; Aspergillaceae. Gene Ontology annotation, cellular component: voltage-gated calcium channel complex; membrane. The transcript has 4 exons. The record is from RefSeq and is a predicted model, not a curated record. Bases 1 to 6246 code for a protein of 2081 amino acids. Gene Ontology annotation, biological process: calcium ion import across plasma membrane.